CAUCACAAUUUAAGACAAACAAAAGCUACCAAAAAUGACACAGAUGAUGAUUAUCUCAUUGUUGUUCCUCUCUUUCAUAAUCUUAGGUUUUUUGGGCACGGUCGAGUCACGUGGUGCACGGACGUACCUAGAGGCGCAAUGUCAACCAACGUUAUACGCCGAUCUAUGUGUAAGAACUCUCUUACCAUAUGCGGAAAAAAAUGAACUCCCUAGCCCGCAAAAAAUAGCUCAAAUUUUACUUACUACAUGUCUAGACAAAGCUCGGAUCUUAAAGGCUUAUGUGGACAAGAUAGCAAAAGCAUAUUAUAACAAAAUGAAAAAUCCUGAAGAACACCAAGACUUGGCAGACUGCGUGAAUCAGAUUAAGGACAAAGUGAACCAAAUUACUCAAUCUGUCAAGAAGUUACAAAAGAUGGGAAAAGACGGGGAGGAGAAAUUUGCGCGGCAAAGCUGGGUCAGGGCUUCCCUAACGGAUACGAAUACAUGCGCCGAUGGUUUUUCAGGGAAUGAAAUUGAGAGCAAGGCAAAAAGUAUGAUCAAAGAAAAGUUUCUGAACGUGAAACAACUUGCUAGCAAUUCUUUUGUGCUGUUAAAUUAA
Messenger RNA from Erigeron canadensis, 598 nucleotides. RefSeq names its product pectinesterase inhibitor 9-like. The transcript has a single exon. Bases 35 to 598 code for a protein of 187 amino acids. Gene Ontology annotation, molecular function: enzyme inhibitor activity. The record is from RefSeq and is a predicted model, not a curated record. Gene Ontology annotation, biological process: negative regulation of catalytic activity. Lineage: Eukaryota; Viridiplantae; Streptophyta; Magnoliopsida; Asterales; Asteraceae.